Anisakis simplex (herring worm) is the source of this 351-nucleotide messenger RNA. The record is from the annotation of a GenBank genome assembly. Lineage: Eukaryota; Metazoa; Nematoda; Chromadorea; Rhabditida; Anisakidae.
AUGGAAUCCAGAUCGCCAUCAAAAACACGUGAAUGUAAUCGUCACGAGAGUGAACAUGAAGAGUAUGAAUCAACGGCUACGCCAGAUUUCGAUUCAUCAUAUAGUCGCUACGAAUCAAUCCGUGAAGCCAGCUCCAACCGGUUCAGACCACACUUAUUAAGAUCGCUAACUUCGUCCGGUAAAUCGACCGUAGAGCCAGUGCUUAGUGGAAGUGCUGCUAAUCGACUGGAGAGAACAAAGUCAUCGUCAGUUGUCUGGGCUUCCGGAUCAACGGCAACUGGUUCGUAUUCACCGAUAGUCGAACAAAUUCUUGGAGGGCGACUGAAAAGAAGACCAAUUCGAGAUCACCGC